Molecule: messenger RNA, 5283 nt
Organism: Schistocerca serialis cubense
Lineage: Eukaryota; Metazoa; Arthropoda; Insecta; Orthoptera; Acrididae
Gene: Mef2
Product: myocyte-specific enhancer factor 2
Exons: 14
Coding region: 819-2174 (451 amino acids)
Biological process (GO): positive regulation of transcription by RNA polymerase II; cell differentiation
Molecular function (GO): histone deacetylase binding; RNA polymerase II cis-regulatory region sequence-specific DNA binding; DNA-binding transcription factor activity, RNA polymerase II-specific
Source: RefSeq, a predicted model, not a curated record
GCAUAGCUGAAAGCAAAUAUAGAAGUGACAAUAGUGAUCGUGAAUCCACAAGACCGAAAUCUAGUGUGUUGACAUCGAUACAUUUCAUAUCUGAAAGGAGAAUGUAAAAAGAAGGCGUCAGAGGUCAAAUCUUGAAUUCCGGUGGAACAGUUGAAUUAUUUAUCUGAAGACCUUCAUGAUAUUGGGGAGACGCACACCACGCAGUAUUAUUCCAGUCGUUGACAAUUACGUGUUCUUUUGAAAAGUUUUAUUCCCGCUGUUUGAAUUCUAGUAGCGUAAUCAGUAUCAGCGCAGAUAAUUGUGUGUAAAUUAUAUGGACCUUUUUUCUAUUCACUCUGCAGAUCGUGUCUGCUUUUAUUAUCCAGUCAUCCCGUGAGAAUUAUCAACAUGUCAUCUGUUGUUCCAGAAGUAUAGGACUUGUUUGUACUUCGCUACAGUUUGGAAUCUGCCUGUGUCGCCUAUAACGUGGAACCAAGUGCCAACGAGGACUGUUCAUCGGUUGGUAACGCGGCAGCUCGUAUAGGCAGUUUGACGAUAGUUUCAGGAUCCAGCGAGAAGAUAAGAGAUGGCAACCGCUUUGCAGAUUCAAAGUGUCCGUAAUAUGGUCUCUGACAAAAGGAUGAGCCGAGUCAGCGGCCACAUCUGAGAGGCGCUACGAGCUGUAUAUCGUUUACUUCUGAAGUAAGAGGAUGCCUGACAUCGUUGUGCGAGCAGACUGUAUUUAAUGUUGAUGCUCUGCUAGUCAGUCUCACCAGACAACAACCCAGUUUCUUAUUGGUAUUUUCUGUUGAUAAAAUCAUACACAACUUGUCUCAACCAUGGGGAGAAAGAAAAUUCAAAUCUCACGAAUCACAGAUGAGCGAAAUAGGCAGGUGACAUUCAACAAACGCAAAUUUGGUGUCAUGAAGAAAGCAUAUGAGCUAAGUGUCUUGUGUGACUGUGAAAUAGCUCUGAUAAUUUUCAGCAGUUCCAACAAACUCUAUCAGUAUGCAAGCACAGAUAUGGAUAAAGUGCUGCUGAAGUACACAGAAUACAAUGAGCCACAUGAAUCUCUUACCAAUAAGAAUAUCAUUGAGGCUCUUAACAAAAAGGAACAUAAGAAUGGCACCUGCAGUCCUGAUAGUCCUGAACCAGAAGGUGAUUAUCAGCUGACGCCACGGACUGAAGCUAAAUACAGCAAGAUAGAUGAGGAAUUCCAGAUGAUGAUGCAAAGAAACCAGCUUAAUGGAGCUAGAGUUGGGAUGAAUCAGUCUUACACUUUGCCAGUGUCAGUGCCUGUAAACAGUAGUUAUUCAGACUCCUCAUUGCUCCAGUCCAGUCCACAGAUGCCACAUACCAGUGUCAGCCCUAGACCUUCUUCAUCAGAAACAGAUACAGUGUACCCUUCAGGUGGAAUGCUGGAAAUGAGCAAUGGGUAUCCAAAUUCCUCUUCACCCCUGGGAGGUUCUCCCUCACCAGGACCAAGUCCUGGCCAGCUAGGAGGAGGCAAAGGCUUGCAGCAUGGAAAGCAACACUCUCCAGGUCCGGGCGGGACAGGAAGCCAAGGAGGUGGCCCAAGAACUAAUUUACGAGUAGUCAUUCCUACACCACAGCAGCAAAGUGCACACACUUUAGCACCAGCACCAGAUGAGCCAAGCCGAAACAGCUCAGCUUUAAAUACACCAGUGGUAGCGCUGCAAACUCCGUCCAUACCAGGACUUGCUGGAUAUUCAGCAUCUCUUUCAACAUUCGGUGGUCAGGACUUUAGUGUAGGGUCCGACAUGGGGCUUGGCACUCUUAGCUGGAGUGGACAGCAACUGCCUUCAUCAUUAACACAUACCACUUCCGGUUUCAGCGGUCUGCCGCACUUGGCUGUAUCGAGCAGUACCCCUCCACCGUCGACAUCACCACUUCAAGUCAAAAUCAAGAGUGAACCCAUAUCACCGCCACGCGACCCAUCCAGCCACGGGGGAGGCCUUGGGCACAGUGGACUUGGAUCACACCUACAGAGCCACACAGCACAUGCCCACACACUGCCACGGCCAUCCUCCACUGGACACCUCACACCAACACCAGGGACUGUCACUCCCACAAACCUUUCGUCACCUGGAGAUCCACGACAUAGCAGCAGCUCAGACUAUGACAGUGGACCUCUGCAGAAGAGAUCUCGCAUGAGUGAAGGCUGGGCCACAUAGUACUACGAUGUGCCAGUCCCACGGCACCAUUAUUUCCCCGGUCAGGCGUAUGGGACCUCUGUGCCAUAUAUUAAUACAAAGACAGUUGCUUACACGUGACAAUCUGGUGUUCUUGUAUGCCAGAUUUGUGUACUGAUGAUAAAAAUGUGAAGUUUUAAUGUUAUAUUUGUGAUCAUGAUGAUGUCAAUGGCUGCAAGUGCCUGCACAUUUUGUAAAAGUGAACAAAAAGGAACUGGUUUUACAUAUUAUAAAAAAUAUACUUUGCAAAAAUGUGUGGUGAAUGAAGAUAAAGAUGAAACCUAGCUAAUUUUGCUAAAUAUUUUGGAAGAUUCAAAUGAAGUAGAAGAAAGCCUUUGAGGCAUAUAUGCAGUCAUAGAAUGAUAUCACUAGUUUUGACAAUUUUUAACUUGAUAACGAGAAAGCAAAGUGUUUAGAAAGUUUUGCCUGCAGAGGUUUUGGACUCGGGGCAGUGCAUUUCUUGAUAUUUAAUUUUAUGUGCAGGAUGUAGCAGCAUUUUAUUAAAUGUACUUAAAUUUUUGUAACCAAAUUGUAUUGUGUAAGAGAGCUCUAUUCAUAAUGAUAGUCAGCUCUGUCAGAAGUUUUACAGGAUUCUGUUCCCAAAAGAAGAGGGCAAUUUGCUGAGUCCAUAUUAGUGUCAGUUUUUGGAGAUAACUUCUCUGGAUAUGGACUUCUAAGAAGACACUUUAAAGAGACAUAAAAUACACAAUGGUGUAUAAAUGUUUUGUACAUAAUGUUUGUUGUGUGCAGUGUUGUGUGACUACUAUGUAGCCCCAAAUGAAUGUUCUAUUUUGUUAAGAAAGAGUGCGAACAUUCCCCUGUAGAUGAGUGAGCUCUGUGUCUCAUGUAUCCUAAGUGGCAACCUUGGUUGCAGUUGACUCUGUGGACCUGUACUUAGUACAUUGGGUACAACUGCAACUUGUAAAUAGGCCAUGAAGUUUUAACUGAGUGUCAUUGAAGUAACCAGUUGACCAGUGCCGUGUUAUUUUUUUUAACAAGGUAUAUAAUGUAGGGAAGAAUAUAUUAUAUAUAUAUAUAAAUAAAUAUAUAUAUUAUAUACAUACACACAAAAUUUUAUUGUACAGUUUCAUAUGAGUAAUGUACACACACACACACACACACACACACACACACACACAUACACACACACACACACUAUUGAGAUGUUAUUGCAUUCAGUAAUUUGCAAUAUUGUUUUUACAUGUUCUCUAUGUUUGUAUGUAAUAAGUUUUUGUUGCAACUGCUAAAUUUGGUGCUUAAUCUUUGUAGGCAUAUUUUAUGACAAAAGCGGACAAAGUCAUGCCUUAACUGUUGGACAUAUAAAAUGUUCCCCUACAUUACUUGUACCAGACUACAUCACAUAUGUUCAUUUCUGUGAAUUGGUUGUAAAAAUAAUUGUUAGGUUGUUAGAUUGAACAAUGAGGCACAAUCUAUUUCCUGUUACAGAUUACAAAGACUCUGAUUGUACACUGAGUGUAGACUGCCCUUUGGCUUUGCUGCUGGUUCCUUUUUGUAAUUAAGCUGUUAAGAUUAUUAAGUUGUGCCAUUGUUUAAGUCUGCAGUCGGCUCAUGUUGCUUACCAUCGUGUUCACUGUUAGUCUUCAUAAAAGAGAUAUACAACAGGCACAUUAUACUGUCACUAUAUUUUAUCUACUAAAUGCACCUUUUGAGGACAAAAAUGAAAACACACAUCACACCAGUAGGUGCAGCUGGUUGAACUGUCCAGAAUAUAUCCUUCAUAUCUCCACUGUAGGAAUGCCUUACUCCGAGUGCCUAAAUGUGUGUGCUUUGUUCACUUGGAUUCCGACCGACCGAUCGACCGACUUUGAGUCAAUUUUGCACGAGUCCUCAUCUCGGUAUUAUCUUGAGGCUGCAAAUGAAAGUUUGGGAUCUAUAUUUAUCAGAGUUAUAAAUCGUGAUAAUGUGAAAAUACAUUACAAGAAUAAUUAUGUUAUACAAAAUUAUUCAGAUGUAUGUUAACUGUUGCAGAAUGUUAUAUUUAAGGCAAAUGUAUGUAUAAUAGUCCUGUGUGUAUUUUUAUCAAAGUUUUUGGCUAAUCCAGUGAUAAUUGUUUCUUGUUGAUGUGAUGUCGAACUUGUUGGGACCCUUUUAGAAGUGAAAACACAAGAGGACAAUAUUUUUUGGUGUUAGUUUUACCUGUUAACCUGCCAGUUUGCAGCCUCAAUCGUUGUACCUCAUGAUCCCCUCUUUUUACACUCUGUGCCUUCACUUUCCUCAUUCCAUCUUGAUGUAAUUCCACAUGGCGAAAAGCAAUCAAAAUUUCACAGUUUCCUCCUUUUUCUAUGAAGCACAACUACUAAAAUGUUAAGUGAGAAUGUUUUAAGAAUAGUUCAUCCAAAGUGAGAUAUUUAUAUAUAUAUAUAGAAUGUAUAAAAUAAACAGGGGUGCACAAUUUGUAUAGUCAUGUAAAGAUAGUUAUAUUUUGCUGUCAGUGAUGAAGAAAGAAACCACUCUGCUUGUAUAGAAGUGUCGCUUUUGUCUUCCAUCCAUAUGGAGCUGUUGCAUCUGUUAAACCAGUAGUUCUGCAGGCAUGUCUGUUUUUGAAUACUCAUGUUAAUAAAAUAUGUACUUAGAUGCCUGAUCUGACCCAAUAGUAAUGUCAUAAAGAUUGUUGUAAAGCUAAUUGGUUUUUAUGUGUGCUAAAUGAAAAGUGCAAUAUUAUUUUAAAUUAUGGUUAUCAGCAUAGAGUAGACAAAAUCAUUUACUGUGUGCUUUUAGUGUACAAAAGCUCCCUGUCAUAUUCUAAGAAUUUACUUUAAUUUUGAGACAUUACGAGCUGAGUGGAAGCCCAUGUGAUUGCUGUUUCCCCAUUGUUACCUGUUGUGACUGGAAAAUAUUUGAAAAUACUGAGUUGAAUGUUUGUACCUAACACUAAAAAUUUUAGGGUGCACUUGAAAUGAAAUGUUAAGUGUACCAUAUUCAUUGUAAUGUUAAUGGAGUCUUGUGCCCUAGUGAAGAUGCUUCCCAUUGUUAAAUGAUGUGGAUUAAAUGGAACAUUUUGUUGUAUAUUGUGCAAAGAAAAUACUUUUAAAGUAUGUUUUGUGGAAUAUAUCUUCACCAAAAAUCAAAA